GAGCCCCCGCUGGGGACUUCUGUACAAUUCAAAGCUGGCACCUGCGUGCCACCCGGGGUCAGCAGGGUCUCUUGCUGCAUUCCUCAGCAAGGGUGCAGGGAGCCCUGGAGCCAAGCGGCAAACCCUAUCUCGGAUGGAUAGCACCUCAUGCCAGGAGCAGCUGCCUUUCCACCCCCAGCAGACUCCGGUCCAGCCUGUGGGUACCAUGCAUGGGGGGCAGAGAGAACAGGUCCCUUGAAGAGACUGAACAGGAGCCUUUCUGCCCAGUCACCCCAAAUCACCCGAAUAGUUUGUUUUGGGGCCCCACAGGUCAGCCCUUUGGGGGGCUCCAGUGUGAGGUACCAGGAUGGCGAUGGUCGAGCAGCUGCUGCACAUCCUGGAGGAACUGAAUGAGGAGGAGUUCAAGAAGUUCAUGUUUUGCCUGUCCCGCGUGGACACGGAUCCCCACAUACCAUCUGGGAAGCUGGACGGUGCCUCCCGUAUUCGGGUGGCUGAGCUGCUGGAGAAGAGGUACCCCAGGGAAGCACUAGACCUCACCAACCAGGUGCUGCACAAGAUCCCCAGGCGGGACCUGAUCCAGGGCAGCUGGCUCCAGGCAGGAGAAGCUGGGAACAGCAGCGAUGAUGCCAGUUGCAGCGAAGCUGUGAAUAGUGGCGCCGGAGCCAGGGAGCCGCGGGCACAAGAGAAGCAGCGUCUGGUGUCAGAGCAGCAGCUGAUGACGCUGGCAAGGAAAAUGGGCAAGACCUGGCAGCAGAUCGGCAUUGAGCUCCUGGGGCUGAAGAAGCACAGUCUGGAGCAGAUCGAGGAGAACAACCCCGGCAACGCCACAAUGCGAGCUUUCGAAAUGCUCCUGGAGUGGAGGAAACAAGCAAGGCAGGGGGCCAGCGCCAGCGCCCUUCACUCCCUCCUCUGCCAGGACACGGUGCUCCAGCCUGAGGCCCUCGAGUGCCUCCUGGACGCAGGCAGCACCUAAGGAGAUCUGGGAGGCAUAAGGGGGGUUAGUCCAGGGGCUGUAAGCAGGGCAAGUGUUAGACCCUCUGGAGCCCAAGGCAGAAAGCUAAAGCCCUGCUGUGCAGGGCUGAAGCCUGGGGCCCGGGGCCCUGAGCCCCGCCUCUCGGGCUGAUACCUGAGCAAUAUAGAAUCCUAGAACUAGAAGGGACCUUGAGAGGUCAGCAAGGCCCGGCCCCUGCCCUCGCGGCAGGACCCAGCGCCAUCUAGACCAUCCCUGACAGGUGUCUGUCUAGCGGUACCUGUUCUUUAAUAUCUUCAACAAUCGAGAUUUCACAACGCCCAGGCAAUUUAUCCCAGUGUUCACCACCCUGACAGUUAGAAAGUUUUUCCUAAUGUCCAACCGAAACCUCCCUUGCUGCAAUGUAAGCCCAUAGGUUGGCAGAGACCCCUCUGGCGUGGGGCAUCGGGAGUUGCCCUGCUUGCUACCUUCUAAUGAACAGAAGAAGAGCUGUGGCACUGGUGGGCCAUGGAGUUUCCAUAGCACGGCGGGAGGAGAGGAGGGCUCAGAAGAAGACUGAGAACUCCUGGUCCAGGGGUGGUGUGCCCUUGUAGGUAGGAACUGGCAGGGUUCUCUGGGGCCCUUGAGUCAGUUGUCAGUGGUGCUUUAGUUUUGAGGUGUCUGCCUGGCUUGCAGUGAGGACAAGCACCCACUGCUCCUGUUCAUUUCAGCCAGAGUGGAGGGCGCUUGGAAACCAGGCCAUGGGUGGUGCUCAGGAAUCAAUGGCCAUGCUGGAAAAUGCUGGUUGCCAUCCUUCUCCGUGCCUCCUUCCCCCAAUGCAGAGGAGGGAAACCUGUCUACACUUCAUUCCUCGAGAGAGAGAGGAAUGCAAAUGCAGACACCCGAAAUUGCAAAUGAAGCAGGGAUUUAAAUAUCUUGCUCCUCAUUUGCAUAAUCGUGUUAUGGCGCUAUUGCGGAAUAGUGUUAUUUCGAGAGAAACAAACGGGGUCAUUUCGAGAUAAAAUCCUUCCCUCAAAAUAACCUUACUCCUCAAUAACAGUCCUUGCGGGGGAGGGGAGACGCUCAGGGGCUGGGUGCACUUCCUUAAAGUCAUUUCGCUGCCAGCAGCUUCACGUGCCACUGAGGCAGGCUCCAGAUCUGUGUCUGGCUGCUUCCCCUCUCCAGCCUGUCACCAGGUGUUAGCUGGAAUGGGUGAGCUCUAGCAGGGGUCCUGGGAUGGCCCAGGGAAGGAACCAAGGAGCGGGGCAGGAGUGGGAGGAAUGGAUAGAAGCCGGUGGAGGAGGGGGAUACCUGUGAUCGGAGGCAGCAAUAAAAUGGCAGCGCAAGGCCCACUUUUUAAAUUUAAGCGGGACAGAAAGAUUUGCUGUCUUAGGCGUCGACACAGUGUUGACACAGUUAAAGUAACUUUUUUACAUCUUUUGAGCAAGAUUUGUUUUAUACUUUUAUCUGAAUUACAUUUUAUAUAUUAA
Messenger RNA from Pelodiscus sinensis (Chinese soft-shelled turtle), 2439 nucleotides. NCBI's taxonomy places the organism in Eukaryota, Metazoa, Chordata, Testudines, Trionychidae. The record is from RefSeq and is a predicted model, not a curated record.